CAACACAAACAAAAAUACAAACUAUAACCAAAGCAAAUUAAGCUACCAUGAGUGAAGAUAGAUCAAGGGGAAAGUCAAAGGACGACGGCGGAAAUGUCCGCUACCGAGGUGUUCGAGUUCGACCAUGGGGGAAGUUUGCGGCCGAGAUUCGUGACUCCAAUAACCAGGGUCAGAGGAUUUGGCUAGGAACUUUCAACACGGCUGAGGAAGCUGCUAGAGCUUAUGAUAGAGCUGCGUAUGAUAUGAGAGGUUCAGCUGCAAUCCUUAAUUUUCCAAAUGAAUACAAUAUGCCAGUUAGUACCGGCUUCGGUGCCACUUCUGCUUCAUCAUCUUCAUCUUCUUCGUCUUCAAGGAAUGCAAAUGCCGGAAGUGGAGGACGACAAGUGUUUGAGUUUGAGUACUUGGAUGAUCAGUUGUUGGAUGAGCUUCUUGAUUUUGAAGAUAAGAAAAAAUAAGAGACCUUGAAAAGUUAACAUACUACUAAUUAUGUACUAUAUAUUACAAAUAAUGUUACUCAUGAAGAUGGUACUAUAUAUUAUAAUUAAUGUUACUCAUGAAGAUAAUGUUACUAGUUAUACAAACUAGUAAUUAUGCACGUAUGUAAUUCACCUAGUUGAUAGGGUGAUUUAAAGUGCGACUAUGAUUAUAACUAAUGAAGUUUUC
Molecule: messenger RNA, 663 nt
Organism: Trifolium pratense (red clover)
Lineage: Eukaryota; Viridiplantae; Streptophyta; Magnoliopsida; Fabales; Fabaceae
Product: ethylene-responsive transcription factor ERF096-like
Exons: 1
Coding region: 48-455 (135 amino acids)
Biological process (GO): regulation of DNA-templated transcription; ethylene-activated signaling pathway
Molecular function (GO): DNA binding; DNA-binding transcription factor activity
Source: RefSeq, a predicted model, not a curated record